AUGGGUUCUGAGGCGCCUGAUCACCCCGCUGAUGCUGCUGCACCCGUGCCUCUCGUUCGCCUGAACCAUGUGUCCUUCCUGUGUACGUCGGUGGAGAAGUCCGUCGACUUCUACCGCCGUGUGCUCGGUUUCGAGCUCAUCAAGCGGCCGGAGUCGCUGAACUUCAAAGGUGCUUGGCUAUACAAGUACGGGGUGGGAAUACAUCUUCUGCAGCGUGGCGACGCCGCCGAUUGCAGCAUCCCGACAAGACCGCCCCCGGCGAUCAACCCGAUGGGCAACCACAUUUCCUUCCAGUGCUCCGACAUGGCGCUCAUGAAGGCGAGGCUGCGAGACAUGGACAGGGAGUUCGUCGUGAGGAAAGUGUGGGACGGAGAAACGGUGGUGGAUCAGCUCUUCUUCCACGACCCGGAUAGCAAUAUGAUCGAGGUCUGCAACUGCGAGAACCUCCCCGUGAUACCCCUCGUCGACGUUGCAGCGGCCGGGCUUCCUGCGCUGUCGCCGGUGCAGACAAACGUCAUCCAUGGCUAAUUCCAGCUACCUCGUACUAUGUUCAUAUGGGGCUGGACAUAAAUCUAACUGUACACAUGAUUUCAUUCAUUCGAUUCGUUUGAAUUGCUUUGUUCGUCAGUUGUAUUGAAGUAUUCUAUUUGCUGCAUCAUGCAUCCAAGUUAGCUAUAACUGACUGUUGCGCAAUGUAUUAUAUAUGUACAAGUUGUUUAUAAUAAAGCAUUUUAAGUG
Messenger RNA from Oryza brachyantha (malo sina), 738 nucleotides. RefSeq lists its product as uncharacterized. Lineage: Eukaryota; Viridiplantae; Streptophyta; Magnoliopsida; Poales; Poaceae. The record is from RefSeq and is a predicted model, not a curated record. Bases 1 to 528 code for a protein of 175 amino acids. The transcript is spliced from 3 exons.